UGAUGAUAUGUUCUUCCUCGUCACUCUUCACUCCUCUCAUCUCUACCACUUUCAAUUUCGGACAAACCAAAACAAACAGAGGUUAAGUCCCAGAAAGAAUCAUUAAAUUCACGAACUUUGUUUUGUUCCAAUCAGGACUCAGCACCACCCCAACACUCACUAACCUCCAAUUCAAAUUAAAGUUUCAACCUUUUUUCCUUUCACAGCUGCAAUCUCCCCUCUUUGAUCUCACUCCGAGGAGGAGAGACUAAGUUAUAUAGAGAGAUGUUCAAAAAUUCCCCUUUCCAAGUUUAUCACUUUCAUUCAAAUCCUCAAGAAAGCAAAGCAUUUUAGAUUUGUGGAGAGGGCUGUCAUGCUGAAUGUUGCUGCCAACCAGUGGAGUAGGGAUGAAUUCCGCAAUGGAUGAUAUGAAUUUGAUUCAGCAAGCACAGAGACAUCACUUAGUUGUGAGGGACAUUGGUGAAGAAAUUGAUUUAGAAAUUGGACCUGGGGAUGAUGAUCCUUCAUUUGGUAACACUACUCUAAUUGGUGCGCCGUUGCGUGAAUCUUCCGCAGAAGAGCAUGGUGAGAGCAAGCAGAUGGGGAUGGUUUCUCAGCUUCCUAAUGAUGCUCAAGAUAUGUCUAAGUCCCAGCCAAUGAAAAGGAAGAAGAAGGUUGUUAAAAGAUGGAGAGAGGAAUGGGCAGACACCUACAAAUGGGCUUAUGUUGAUGUUAAAGAUGGGACGCCGAGGAUUUUCUGCUCGGUCUGCAGGGAGUAUGGCCGGAAGCAUAGAAGAAAUCCUUAUGGGAAUGAGGGCAGUAGAAAUAUGCAGAUGAGUGCCCUUGAAGAACACAAUAAUAGUUUGCUUCACAAAGAGGCUCUUCGUCUUCAAAUGGCCUCCAAAGAUAAAAUUACAGUUGACAAGCCCAUUUAUGUAAAAGCUGCUAUGUCAAAAACAGCGGGAUCAAUUCUUGAAGCUACACUAAAAAGGGAUCCUCAUGAGGCUGAAUUCAUUCAAGCAGUCCAGGAGGCAGUUCAGGCUCUUGAGAGAGUCAUAGCAAAAAAUUUUCAUUAUGUUAACAUCAUGGAACGCUUGUUGGAACCUGAACGAGUGAUUAUUUUUCGAGUUCCAUGGGUGGAUGAUAGGGGUGAGAUGCAUGUUAAUCGGGGCUUUCGUGUACAAUUUAACCAGUCGAUGGGUCCAUGUAGGGGUGGUAUUCGUUUUCAUCCAUCAAUGAAUUUAAGUAUUGCCAAGUUCCUUGGUUUUGAACAGACUUUAAAGAAUGCUUUAUCACCAUACAAAUUAGGAGGAGCAGCUGGUGGAAGUGAUCUUGAUCCAAAAGGAAAAAGUGAUAAUGAGAUUAUGCGAUUUUGCCAAAGUUUCAUGAGUGAGCUGUAUCGGUACUUGGGUCCUGACAAGGACCUUCCAUCAGAGGAAAUGGGCGUUGGUACUCGAGAAAUGGGGUAUCUUUUUGGACAGUAUCGACAUCUAGCUGGUCAUUAUCAGGGAAGUUUUACAGGGCCAAGGAUAUUUUGGUCUGGCUCCAGUCUCCGACCUGAAGCUACUGGCUAUGGGCUGGUUUUCUUUGCCCAGCUCAUGCUUGCGGACAUGAACAAAGAACUCAAGGGAUUAAGAUGUGUUGUCAGUGGUUCUGGAAAGAUUGCGAUGCAUGUUUUAGAGAAGCUAAUUGCUUAUGGUGCUGUUCCCAUUUCAGUAUCAGAUUCUAGAGGAUAUUUGGUUGAUGAGGAUGGAUUUGACUACAUGAAAAUAUCAUUUUUGAGAGACAUCAAAGCUCAACAGAGAAGUUUGCGAGACUAUUCAAAGACCUAUGCUCGGUCCAAAUUUUAUGAUGAAGCAAAACCCUGGAAUGAAAGGUGUGAUCUUGCAUUUGCUUGUGCUUCACAGAAUGAAAUUGAUCAAUCUGAUGCCAUUAAUUUGGUUAAUUCAGGUUGUCGUAUACUAGUAGAAGGCUCAAACAUGCCCUGUACCCCUGAGGCAGUUCAGGUUCUGAGGAAAGCUAGUGUUUUCGUUGCUCCUGCAAUGGCUGCUGGUGCUGGAGGGGUUGUGGCUGGAGAACUUGAAUUGAAUCAUGAAUGCAGUUUGAUGCACUGGUCACCGGAGGAUUUUGAAUCCAAAUUGCAGGAAGCAAUGAAGCAGACUUAUCAGAGAGCUAUGAAAGCCGCAACUGAUUUUGGUUAUCAAAAAGAAAGCCCUGAGGCUCUGGUACAUGGAGCAGUCAUCUCUGCAUUUCUAACCAUUGCUCAAGCCAUGACUGAUCAAGGCUGUGUAUAGAAGUUGAUAUUGCAAAACCUUGAAUACUCAUCCCAAUGCUGAUGUUUAUUCUUAUGGUGGGACUGCAUGCACUUAAUGAUCAAUGCUGAUAUUGCAGUUUUAAUGACAGUAUGUCACGAUAUUGAGAAAGCAUAUUUCCUUGUAAAAAAAAAAAUUAGACUUAGAAAAGGAUGAUAAGAUUUAGAGGACAAAUUUUAGUUGUACAACAGAAAGGGUAUGUGUAUUAUUGCCAAGAAAAAUGAAAAUUGUCCUUGGCUUAUUAUUUGAUGCUUGUUUCAAACUUGAAAAAUAUUUGAAU
Molecule: messenger RNA, 2571 nt
Organism: Gastrolobium bilobum
Lineage: Eukaryota; Viridiplantae; Streptophyta; Magnoliopsida; Fabales; Fabaceae
Exons: 16
Coding region: 360-2273 (637 amino acids)
Cellular component (GO): cytosol
Molecular function (GO): L-glutamate dehydrogenase (NADP+) activity
Source: RefSeq, a predicted model, not a curated record